Molecule: messenger RNA, 864 nt
Organism: Cavenderia fasciculata
Lineage: Eukaryota; Evosea; Eumycetozoa; Acytosteliales; Cavenderiaceae
Exons: 1
Coding region: 1-864 (287 amino acids)
Biological process (GO): rRNA base methylation
Molecular function (GO): rRNA (uridine-N3-)-methyltransferase activity
Source: RefSeq, a predicted model, not a curated record
AUGGAACCAACAAUCAAAAAACAAAAGAUAGAAGAAUAUAUUGGAUCUUCUACAAUAUGUGAAUCAGAUGCAAAAACUACUACUACUACUACUACUACUACUCCUCCUCCUCAUCUAAAUACAAAUAAUAAAAAAAAGAAUUUCAAAAUAUUACUCACUGCAGAAGGAAAUUUCUCCUACACCAAAUCACUUUUAGAUAGAUACUCACAUUUGAAAGGAUUUGGUGAGUCUAUCACAGCCACUGAAUACACCAAGCAAUUAGACGCCAGCAUUAUUCCAGUCACCAAACAGUUAGAGGAAAAGGGUGUAAAGAUUAUGCUUGGGGUUGAUGGCCGAGAAAUAGGUCAGAUUUUUAAAGGUGAAAGAUUCAACAUCAUCCAAUGCAAUUGUCCUUUUGGUGGGUCGUCCGAAAGAGAUAGAGAUGAAUUUAAAACAUUCACACUAGAAUUCUUUCAAUCUGCUUCAGAGCUACAAAAGCCUGGAGAUAGAAUUCAUUUCGCUCUCGAUCAAUCAAAAGGUUACUGGAAAGAAAGAAAAACUUUUAUAUAUAUCGAAAGACAAAGGGAGAAUCCUAUUGUAAAAGGAUCGAUUAAUGCAAACUAUAAACUAAUCCGAAAAAGAAGAUUUGGUGAGCGAUAUCCUAAAUAUAGACAUAAAAAGACCUAUAGUAACGAAUCUUUUCUAAAAGAUACUAGCGUUAUAAGAGAGUUUGUAUUUGAAAAGGUUGACCAUCUCGUUCUACUAACAGAUUAUGAUGAUGAUGUUAGUGGUCAUCAAAUUAAAUAUAAAGAUAAAAAUAACAAAGAUUUAGAUAAUGCCUACUUUUUUUGUAGUACUGAUGAUGAAGACAGUGAUGAUGAUUGA